AUGCAGUCAUUGGCAUGUAAUACUACGGCUAAAACACGGGUUUCUAGCCUAACAUCAGAUACCGCCCCAACUCAACCAGAAAUGAACUUUAUGCUUUGGAAUUGUCGUGGAGCAAAUAACACUGAUUUUCGUCGUAACUUUCGCUUAUUACUAGACUACCAUGGCCCGACCUUAGUUGUAUUGUUUGAAACUCAUAUGCAUGACCAUACUGUGUUAUGUGAUGAUUUCCAUUUCACUAACUUUUAUAAAGUUCCAGCUACGGGUCAAGCGGGUGGUAUUGUACUCCUCUGGCAUGAUAAUGUACUAGCUGUUGAAAAUCUUGCUAUGACUGAGCAGGAGGUACAUGUCAUGAUACAGGUAUUUCCCAACCCUCAAAAGUGGCUUUUUCCCGCAAUUUAUGCUAGUCCACACUAUCACACAUGUCGAUUAUUGUGGCGUAACCUAAUGUAUUUAGCUGAUACUUAUAAAGGUCCUUGGCUCGUUAGGGGAGAUUUCAACGAAAUCUUGUGCUCUACAGAAAAAUUUGGUGGCCGCCCAAUUAGUAACCCUCGUUCAAGUCGGUUUGCUGACUAUUUAAAUUAUUGUCAAUUAGUAGACCUUGCAUAUACUGGUAGCAAAUACACCUGGACAAAUAAGCGUCACUAUGGUAGCAAUAUAUUAGAAAGGCUUGACAGAAUACUUGCUAAUUAUGAUUGGAUAACUCUAUUCCCUGAAGCUUCUGUCCGACACUUGCCUAGAACACAUUCCGACCAUAACCCUCUACUUCUCACUUUCCACUCCCCAUACCCCCAACAAAUAAACCCUUUCGUUUUGAAACUAUCUGGACCUCUCACCCUGAUUUUAUCCAUAUUCUCCGCAAUAGCUGGCAUUGCCCGAAAAGUUUAUUAG
This is a messenger RNA of Nicotiana attenuata, 888 nucleotides long. RefSeq lists its product as uncharacterized. Lineage: Eukaryota; Viridiplantae; Streptophyta; Magnoliopsida; Solanales; Solanaceae. Bases 1 to 888 code for a protein of 295 amino acids. The transcript has a single exon. The record is from RefSeq and is a predicted model, not a curated record. Gene Ontology annotation, molecular function: catalytic activity.